AUGGAGCCGGAAGACCAAACAUCAGACAGGUCCACCGAAACCACUGAAGAUCACGCUGAACCGGACACUGCCAGUUCCACGGUUGGAGAUGCUGGCGACGCUGCUCAAGAUCCCAGGGGACCCGUCAUUCCAAAUGUCAUCAAUAGACACGACAUUGGACUUCUGGAAUUCCACGGUGCUGCCGGAAAAGUCAAGGUUGCUGAUUCUCUGAGAGUGGAAAUAGUCCAGUUGGGUUCCACCUAUUUCCAGAACGACGAGGGGCCGUUUGCACCAACAAACAACCGGUCGAUGAACAAAUCCUGGUUCAAAAGGACACUGGCGAACGGGGAGAAGGUGACUCGGUACUGGCUAGUUUAUUCUCCAGCAAAGCAAUCAGCUUUCUGCAUCUGCUGUUUGCUCUUUUCUCGAUCAAACCCUCAGUCGAGUUUGGAGCAGGAAUGCGGAUUCAAUCAUUGGAAAGCACCUGAGCGCAUGACUGUUCAUGAAAUGUCGAAGAAUCAUCGUGAAUUCUUCACUCAAUGGAAACAAAUGGAACGGACUUUGGCCGAGAACAAAGGAUUGAUCGAUGUGGAGCUGCAGUCAGAGAUUGAUGUGGAGAAACAAAAAUGGCGAGACAUCCUGGAACGACUUAUUCACUGCAUCAAGUUUCUUGCGACGCAAAACCUGGCUCUGCGAGGACACCGAGAAUCCCUCCAGUCGGACGACGCCUCCAACGUCGGGAAUUUUCUUAGACUCCUGAAACUUCUCGCCGCCUUCGACCCUGUCAUGCAAGCGCACCUCAAAAAUGCCAAAAAUCGUCCCGGAUCGGCAGCCACACAGAACGAGUUUAUCCAUUUGAUGGCGUCUACUGUUCGCGAAAAUAUGCUCGAAACGAUCCGUCAAGCGAAAUAUUUUGGUAUCAUGUUUGAUUCGACCCCUGAUCAAGCACACCAAUCUUUUCUAGGAUUCAUCCAGAUCAACCUGAAAGACGCUGAGAGCUUAGUUGGGACCAUUUUGAGCCAGUUGGAGAAAGACGGUAUGGACCUCCAGGAUUGCCGGUCGCAGUGCUACGACAACGCUGCUGUGAUGGCGGGACACAAAAGUGGUGUUCAACAAAGGAUCAUCGAGAAGAAUCACCUGGCAGUUUUCGUGAACUGUGACAAUCACUCACUCAACUUGAUUGGUGUCAACGCUGCCAAACAGGACGUUAUGAUGAGGGUGGAAGCGGUGAAGCCCAUCAACAACCACCUCGACAAGAUACUCCAAGUCCUUCAAGCCAUGAUGGAUGGUGCCACGGAGACCACAGACACACGGAGCGAAGCGAGGCAGCUCUACAACCGGAUGUUGACUCCUGAAUUUUUGACCCUACUUGGAUUUUGGACCAACGUGCUUCUCCCGAUCGACCGAGUCCAGAAAAGGUUGCAAGAUCCGGCGAUGAACUUCCACGAUGCCGCGUUAGACCUGGAAAGCCUACGAGAUCAUUUCUACAACGAGAGGGAAAGACUAGUGAGUAAAGCUCUGGAGGUUGGGCUUAAUCUCUGUCAAGAGUGGGAGGUUGAGACGGAAAGGCGACCAAGACGAAAGAAGACAAUGGCUGGCGAAACAUCUAAAGAUGCUGGAUUGAAAACAACGCAGGAAAUCGAACGAGCUAUGAAGGAGACGAUCGACCGCCUGCACACCGAGAUGGACGACAGAUUCACUCGUUUGCACGACACUGAUGCGAAGUUUGGCUUUCUUCUCGACGUCGAGGGAUUAUGUACCGGUAUCAGCAGAGACAUCUUGAAGACAAAGUGCGAGAACUUCGGCCAGACUUACAACCGUGAUGUUGAUGGUGAGCAGCUGUACGAGGAGAUUUUGGACUUCAGAAUGAUGAUCAGUACGAGGACGAACGUCAAACUAACACGACCUGAAGAUGUUCUGCUGUUCAUCGUGCAAUACGGAGAUGAGAGCGUGUUCCCGAAUCUUCGAAUCGCCAUUCAGAUCUUAUUAACGAUUGCUGUUUCGAUUGCGAGCUGCGAAGGAUCUUUCAGCAAAUUAAAAUUGAUUUUAAACUAUCUUCGAGCCUCCAUGGGACAGGAUCGGUUGAGCGACCUUGCUUUGCUGAGUGUUGAACGGGAAGAGGUCGAGAAGAUUGAUUUUAACUCCAUUAUCGAUGCUUUUGCCGCAGCGAAGGCGAGGAAGAUACACGUUUAG
Molecule: messenger RNA, 2172 nt
Organism: Ochlerotatus camptorhynchus
Lineage: Eukaryota; Metazoa; Arthropoda; Insecta; Diptera; Culicidae
Product: zinc finger MYM-type protein 1-like
Exons: 3
Coding region: 1-2172 (723 amino acids)
Molecular function (GO): protein dimerization activity
Source: RefSeq, a predicted model, not a curated record